Galleria mellonella (greater wax moth) is the source of this 3763-nucleotide messenger RNA. RefSeq names its product ER degradation-enhancing alpha-mannosidase-like protein 3 (gene Edem2). The record is from RefSeq and is a predicted model, not a curated record. Gene Ontology annotation, molecular function: calcium ion binding; mannosyl-oligosaccharide 1,2-alpha-mannosidase activity. Lineage: Eukaryota; Metazoa; Arthropoda; Insecta; Lepidoptera; Pyralidae. Bases 367 to 2934 code for a protein of 855 amino acids. Gene Ontology annotation, cellular component: membrane; endoplasmic reticulum. Gene Ontology annotation, biological process: carbohydrate metabolic process; endoplasmic reticulum mannose trimming; mannose trimming involved in glycoprotein ERAD pathway. The transcript is spliced from 10 exons.
UUGACGAUAAGAUUCAAUUUUUUUUAUAUUCAUUUUCGUGUGCGCUUCCAGAGUAAUGUACUCUCUUCAAUGUAAUUCUUUGUCUUGUAGUCUUGUUGUCAACUAAUGUCAAUAAAAUAAAGUCAACCAGGUCCAAGUGUCAUGGUGGGAUGUUGAAGACUAGAACUAGAAGACACAUCAUACUUAGUAACCAGAAAAGCAAUAGUUUUCACUUUCAUAUUGUAAUGUUAUCUAUAACUAUAGUUGAACUUUUUAAAUGCACCUACAUUGUAAUUUUUUUUAAACAUAGGUUAAUUUAUACAGUUUUCACAUUAGUUAUUUAUUAUCCAUAAGCUUGUGUUGUUUGAUAGUUGAAAACAUUGUGAUAUGUUGAUAAUAAUGGCAUAUCGAGUUUUGUUAGUUUUUAUUUAUGCGAUAUGUGUAAAAACAGAGGAAGAAACAUUAACCUCACGUAUGUCCAAAUCUGAGAGACUGAGCUUGAGGGAGGAAGCUAGGCAAAUGUUCUAUCAUGCAUAUGAUGCAUAUAUGGAUAAUGCAUAUCCUGCUGAUGAGUUGAUGCCUCUCAGUUGCAAAGGAAGAUGGAGAGGCAUUACACCAAGUCGUGGCGAUAUGGAUGAUGUUCUUGGCAACUUCUCUCUCACCCUUGUGGACAGUUUAGACACAUUAGUAGUGAUGGGCGACUUUUCCGAGUUCAAUCACGCUAUCAAACUCGUCAUUAGAGACGUAACAUUCGAUCAUGACAUUGUGGUUUCGGUUUUUGAAACCAACAUACGAAUGCUUGGUGGUUUACUGUCAGCGCACGUUCUAGCAACGGCUUUAAGAAUGGAAGUAUCAGCACUGCAUUGGUAUAAUGGCGAGUUGUUGAAUAUGGCGGAAGAUUUAGGAAGAAGACUUCUACCAGCCUUUAAUACAUCCACAGGAAUCCCUCACGGAAGAGUGAAUCUUCGCCAUGGUAUCAGAGGGUUAUCAGAGUCAAGAGAGACUUGCACUGCAUGUGCAGGUACCAUGAUACUCGAAAUGGCUGCGCUAUCACGUCUUGUUGGCAACCCCAUAUAUGAACAAAAAGCGCAUAAAGCUAUGGACAGAUUGUGGAAAAUCAGACACAGAACAUCAGAUCUUAUGGGUACAGUUAUAAAUAUUCACUCUGGGGAUUGGGUUCGCAAGGACUCUGGAGUGGGUGCGGGAAUCGAUUCUUACUACGAAUAUUGUCUAAAAGCUUAUAUACUUCUUGGAGACGAAAAGUACUUAGCCAGGUUUAACAGACAUUACAAUGCAGUCAUGAAGUACAUCAGCAGAGGUCCAGUAAUGUUGGCAGUUCACAUGCACAGGCCACACUUGCAAUCGCGCAACUUUAUGGACGCCUUGCUAGCAUUCUGGCCUGGCCUCCAGGUUCUCCUCGGCGACGUGCGCCCUGCUGUCGAAACACAUGAAAUGCUGUAUCAAGUCAUGCAGAGACACACAUUCAUACCAGAAGCGUUCACAUCAGACUUUCAGGUUCAUUGGGGUCAACAUCCUCUACGGCCAGAGUUCCUAGAAUCUACAUAUUUCCUUCACCGAGCUACAGGCGACGAUCAUUAUCUUAACGUCGGCAAAACUGUUUUGAAAGCAUUACAACAAUAUACCAGAGUUCCUUGUGGGUAUGCCGCCGUGAACGACGUGAGGACUCGGCUGCAUGAAGACAGGAUGGACUCGUUCGUUCUCGCUGAGACUUUCAAAUACCUGUAUAUGCUUUUUGGAGAAGAUAAAGAUUUGCCCGUGAAAUUAGAAGAUUACGUUUUGACUACGGAAGCUCAUUUUUUGCCACUGUCUUUAGCAACGUCGGGCCGGAAUACGUCAUAUUUCACUCUCAAAAUUGAUGAUGAAGAUGAAGAUAAAUAUAGAAAAACGUGUCCAAACACGGCAUCGCUGAUCGCUGAGAAGGUCCGACAGCCGCUACGUCAGUUGCUGGGGUCGACGGCGGCGCGCCCCCCGGCCCGUCUGCGUCCUCUUAACGACCCUCGUCAGAUACACGCCCUUUCCGAUAUGGGUAUAUCUGUCCUUACGUUGCCAGAUGGAAGAGUACAAUUACUCUAUACUACUUCGACGGCUAAAUCAGCAAAAGAUGCAGCAGAAGGUUUAACGUUCAUGCGCGAAAUGUCCAAGUGGAAUUCCUUGAGCGAUAUAGAAAAUGGUGUAGUACCUGCGGGCGUGAAAGUGAAUGAUAAAAUACUCCCUGCUGGGCCCGGACACUUCGGGAAAGAUAUUACAGGAGAUGACCGCCAUUCAGGUACCAUUGCACUGGCUACGCCAAAGGAUGCCUGUACUACAAUAUUAAACACAGCUGAGGUCGAAGGAAAAUUCGCUAUUGCCAGGCGAGGUCACUGUACUUUUGCACAAAAAGUUCGCAACAUGCAGGCCGCCAACGUAAAACUUGCAAUCAUAAUUGAUAACGUGCCAGAUUCAACGCAAGAAAAUACCGCAUUAUUCGCGAUGUCCGGUGACGGGAAAGAUGAUAUCGAGAUCCCAGCCGUGUUUUUGUUCUCGCAGGAGGGUCAAUAUUUAUUAGACACAUACAGUAAUAACCCUGAAAUUGUAGUCACCGUCGGUGAACUAAAAUCUUUAAAAAGACAAUAUGAAAAUAUUUGCGAGGAUGGCAACUGUGAUUCGGUACUCGACUCCCCUGACGUGCCUACGGACAAGGAAAAUUUUGAUCAUUUAAAGAAAGUGCUAAGUCAGUUAGUCACACAGUUCGAGUUAACACUUUCAAAUGAAGAACAAGCAAUCCAAAGGACUUGUAGUGAGGAGUCUGAGGAUGUUUACGUAUCAAAAGAUAAAUUUGUGAGCAAUGAUAACCAGGUGGAGGGCCCACCAAAUGUUUGUGCGAUAAAAAAUGAACAAAAAAAAGCUGUAAUAAAGAAAAUAGAGUCAUUAAUAAAGGAACCGGGCGAGUUUUGACAUCACUCUUGUUAUGAUUGUAAAUAAUAUAAACAUUGUAUAAUACUACCAGUAAUAUUUUUUUUCUUAGUAAGCGUAUUUAGUAAAUAAUUUUAAGAUUUAUUUUUCUCAGAAAUAGUAAUAUAAAUAUAUAACUUAGAUGGAUAAUUAAAUCAUUAACAGUGUAUUAUUAUCCUUAAAGCUUUAUUUAAUUGUAUGAAACAAAAUUAAAACAAUAUAUUUUAUAAAAAAAUAUUACUGAUAUAUAAUUAUAUAUAGUCAAUGCCUUACUUAAAAGUAUAUUACGUUUAUGUUAAUUAUAUUUAUUUUGUUAAAAAAAAAUAAAACAAAUUGUUUACUAAAUACGCCAUGUAAGAAAAAUCGGAAUAUAUAAAUAUGUAUAAUAAAGUGUACAUAUUGGAUAUAAGAAAAAUUAAUAAAUUUUGUGCCUUUUAUUGUUUGUUACUGGGUUUAUUUAGUUCAUAACUUUAUAAAAUAUGGAAAUAACAUGUUACCUAUGUUUUCAAUUACCCACAAAAUGUGAAUCCAUAAUCAUUUAUUUGUAAUUUUGUAAUCUUGCUAAAUAUUGCAAAAAAUCGCAUUAGAUUUGUGUAUAUGUGUAUACGUUUAUGACAUAAAUUAUGUACAUAAAAUUAAUGCAAUUUCCUGAAAUAUUUAUUUAUAAAAAUUAAGAGUAUUUUUUUCAAUGAGCUGUGUGUAAAUAGACUAAUUAUUGUAAGUAAAAGUUCAAAACGUGUUCCAUUUUUCCGGCUGGCCAGAUAAACCAUUGAUUAUGGGAGAAUCCCUAAACAUAUUUUACAUAGUUUAAUAAUAAAAAAAUAUGAACGAA